Messenger RNA from Leguminivora glycinivorella, 993 nucleotides. RefSeq names its product leucine-rich repeat extensin-like protein 3. Lineage: Eukaryota; Metazoa; Arthropoda; Insecta; Lepidoptera; Tortricidae. The transcript is spliced from 2 exons. The record is from RefSeq and is a predicted model, not a curated record. The coding region runs from base 107 to 850 and encodes 247 amino acids.
AACCACAAGACCGCGGAGUGUCAGUACAGUGAUUAUGUGUGUAAGAAGUGUAACGUUAAAGGCCAUCUACGUAGGGUGUGUCCGUCAAAAGUGAACUACGUAGACAAUGGAGCCGACGACGAGGACUUCGGAGACGAUGUGCUCACAGGACAAUACUAAUGUAUCUAACCGUAAAAAAUUCGCAAUUGGCUCAUUUGUACUAUAUACAAAAAAUGUAAACAAUGAUAAAAUCAUGUGGUGUAAAGGAACGGUACAAAAACGAAUAGGACGCGUAAUGUAUUUAAUUAAAGACUGGGAUUCUCAAAUAUGUUAUCGCAAACACAUAAACCAAUUAGCAUUGUAUAAGGGUCAUAUAGAUGAUGCUAAUGUAUGGGACUACGACGAUCACGAUAAACUUACACACUCACCUGCCUCUACGUCUACGCCGACACCAGUACAUGCGCCGCCGUCGCCGCCGCCGCCGCCGCCGCCGCUGCCGCCGCCAUCGCGGUCGCCGCCAUCGCCGCCGCCGCCGCCAUCGCGGUCGCCGCCAUCGCCGCCGCCGCCGCCAUCGCCGCCAUCGCGGUCGCCGCCAUCGCCGCCAUCGCGGUCGCCGCCGCCGCCGCCGCCGCCGCCGCUAACGCAGUCGCCGCCGCCGACACCACAAUCGUUGAUGUUGCCACCGCCCGACCAGAAUGCAUCAGACCGUACUCACCCCAUGGAGGAGGAAGAGUACGACGAAGACGAGGAAGCGGAGGAAGAGUUUCAUGAGGCAGAGUCAGAAUCAGAAUCAGAUGAUGAACCGCCAACAGGCAAGGCACGGAGAGUGAUGCGUCCCCGUCCCAGAGUAAAUUAUAAAAAAUACUUUUAGGCUUUAGCAUUACAAUUAGGUUAAAGAUUAAUACUGUAAUAGGUGGAGGGAUGUUCAGUAUGCGACUAACGUACGCUUGCAUGUGUGUGUGUGGCUGCGCCCACCACGAUACCUGUACGCCAAUAAACCAGUGCAUAACUAGC